GUCUGGGACGCACACCAGGGCGUGUUGUCCAAGUGAGCGCUUUUUUUGUUUUUUUUUGCAGGGAAGCGAACAUUUACAUUAUACCGUAUGGACAACUGGAUUGAACGAUUUAACUCGAGCUAGCCAAUUUAUUCUUUCUCCCAGCAAGAUUGAGAGGAAGGGUCUGCCGAGAUGAGUCUUAAUAUGGGCGUCAAGGCUCUACUUAAAUGGGUCAAUAGUAUUACAUUGGGCCACCGAGAAAUGGACGUUGAAGACUUGCAAGAUGGGGAGCUGCUGCUUCGUGUUGUUUAUAAGAUGAAAAAGGAACCAAACUCUCCUUUAAUCAAAUCAACUGAGGAACGGUUUAAACUCAUUGCAGAAUUUGUGGAGAAGGAUUGCAGAUUUAGUCCAACCAAAGGUACACUGUUAUCCUGGGACAACAUAAGAAAUGGAAUCAACCUGACUGUGGAAAUUGCAAAGGUCCUUCUGUUGCUGGUUUACUAUGACAUGAUGAAUGAACGGUGCACCCUUAAAGCCUUGGAAUGUGAGGUGGAGAGGGAGAUUGCAAAUCUGACUGGCUCUUUUGUGAUUGAGAGUGUUGGCGGUGUUUAUCUGAACAAUGGCCUUGAUGCCUACUUGUCAAAGCGAUAUUUGCCCGUGCCUCUUGAAAUACUCGAGCGAACGGUAAGCACCUCCAAUGCGUCGACCGUCUCUUCACUCUCAGAUGGAGACUCCCCUGUGUUCCAUCGCACACCGAAAAUCACAUUUUUGGACAUGCAUACUGUGGCGUCAUCUUCCGUCAGCAAAUCUCCUCUUCAGGAUAUAAUGAACACCCCCAAAUUCCAGUUGAGAAAGAUUCAGCGGCAGAUGGUUAAAGAGCGAGAUCAUAUGGAUCGGCUGGAGAAGGAGCUCGCCAGCAAGAUUAGCCUCAUUGCACAAAGAGAAUCUCAUAUUAACCAGUUGCAAUAUUGUCUGGACAAGAUGAAAGGGGAGCAGAGCGAUCAAGAGCAGACUACCAGGGAACAAAUCAAUGAACUGCAGUCCAAGAAUAACUCGUUACAACUGCGACUAAGUGAGAUUCUAAAAGAAAAUAAAGACUGUAAAAGUAACUUUUCACUGAUGGAGCGAAAAGUGGAUGAACUUGAAGAGGAGAAUGGUGUCCUCUCUUCACAGAUACGUGCAGCACAUGCACAGCUGUCCAUAUUUCAAGCUGAGGUUGGCAGUCUGACAGAAACCCAUUUGUCUGGUCAAGAGGAGUCGAGAACAAAAAUGGACUACCUACACUCUGAACUCAAUCAAGCCACUGCACAAAAGGAGCUCCUGACUGAACAAAUUCAGAUCCUGCAAGGAAGGAUUUCAUGUUUAGAAGAUGACAUUAGAGCAGCCACAAAGGAAGAUGUAGGAGAAAACCUGGGCCCUAUAAUUGAGAGAGAUGCGCUGGAGCUUGAAAUUGGCCGCUUAAAAAACGAGCUGGACAGCACAUUUGGCUGCUUGAAGAAGGCUGAGGCCAAUGUGGAGGCCAAAACACUGCAGCUUUCAGCUUAUGAAGAGGAAAUCACCCGACAAAAAGAACUCCUGGAGAAACAAAACUUGCACAUUGAAGAUAUUGUUCAAACCAAUGAUCGCAUUUCGAAAGAGCUGCAAAAAGAAAUCUCUGAGCAGAGAGAAGCCCUUCAGAAAGAGAUUGACUAUCUUAAACUUCAACUUGAGCAAGCAAAGCAACAGAAUGCUGAGCAGAUCAGUGAACUACAGAAACAUAUUGCUGCUUUACAGCAAGAAUUGGACAACCUUAAAGAAAUGAGUAGAGAAAAGGAAUACCACCUCAAUCAGGCCAAAGAAAACGUGAAAGAUCUUGAAACAAAGUUUCACGAUCUAACAUCCAUUUUGGUGGAUAAAAAUAAUCAAAUUAACAUUCUCAAAGAAGAAGUUGAAGUUGUUACAAUGGAAACUAUGAAAAACAAAAAUGAAAUUGAAAUCAAAGACCAACUGCUGGCCCAAUUACGUCUGCAGAAUUCCAAUCAGCAAGACAUUCUCCAGAAUCGAAUCCAGACUUUGACAGUUGAAGUUGAAAACCUUAGCUUGUCCGUUCAAAGUGCUGAACAGGAAGUUCAAUUGAAGCAUGAUUUAUUGGCUAAAACCCAACAAGAGAAUAUCGAGCAGAGGGCUGUGCUCCAGCAACAGAUUAUAACCAGUGAGAUGGAAGCUUGCAGGCUCAGCACAGAAAUGGAGGCCAGAAAUGAGCAGCUUGUCAUCUUGCAGAAGGACAGUUCCAAGCAGUCGGAAAUCCUUCAAGAACAGAUUAACCUUCUAAAAAGUCAAGUUGAAUGUCUGAAUACCUCUUUGACCAAUGCAGAGGAGCAUGUUCAAUCUCUGCAGGCUCUACUAGCAAAGCAGGAGCAGGUAAGUGUUUGUCAAAAAGACCUUUUGCAGCAGCAACUGACUGUUUCUGAAGAGAGUGUAAGGACCAUGAAGGAGGAGAUUCAGACUAAGGAGGAGCAUAUUACUUUAUUAAACAAGCAGUCCUCAGAGAAUUCUGAACAGUUUCAUAAAGACAUCCAAAGUUUGGAGGGACAGGUGGAGAGCCUUACUUCAUCCUUGAAGAAUGCUGAGAAGAAUCUGCAGUCCAAGGAAAGUUUGUUUGCUAACCAGCACUCACAGAGUACUCAGCACAUUGAGACACUGCAGACCCAAAUAGUUUCUUCUCAAGAAGAGGUGAGCAGACUGAUUUCAAAACUACAUUCUAAGGAGGAACAACUGGAGAGUAUGAAAGAUUAUAUCCAUAUUGCAAAGAACCAAGUGAAGGCCAAAGAAGAUUUCAUUGUCAAUCUGGAGAAAGAGAACACUUUUCACAUGGAUAAGCUCAAAAAGCACAACAUGGACCUGGUAGAGGAGGCCGCACAAUUCAAGGAGGAAAUCCGAACCAAAGAAGACCAGUUAGACUUGUUUAAGGUAGAGAGCGGUAAGCUAUCUGAGGUGCUGAAGAAUGAGAUUGAGAGUCUCAAGAGCCAAAUACAAAGUGUCACUGUAUCACUUCAAAGUACAGAAGAGCAAGUCCAAACAAAAGUUAACAAGCUGGCCAACAAUGAAAUGGAGAUUUCAAAGGAAAGAGAAAAGUUUCAAAGCCUGAUGGAAUCCUCUUCAGAGGAGGUGACCAUGCUGAGGGAGCGCAUACAGGCUCAAGAGGAACAGCUUGCCACACUGAGAGAAGAAGGCUCUUCACAGUCAGAUAUGCUAUAUAAGGAGAUCAGCCAGCUCAAAAACCAGUUGGCAGUGGUGAAUAAUUUGCUCUCCGAAGCUGAGCAGAGGGUUCAAGCCCAGUUGGCUAUGAUGUCCGCACAGGAGCAGGAAAGUGCACACCAGAAAGAGCUUCUACAACAUCAGCUGUCUGUUACAGAGGCUGAAGUGAGGAAAAUGAAUGAGGAGAUCCAAGUUAGAGACGAACGUGUCAUGCAACUGAAUGCCACCAACUCUGAACAGUCAGACUUGCUUUGCCAAGAAGUCCAACAUUUAAAGAAACAAGUAGAGUCUCUUGACUCCUCUCGAAGGAAGGCUGAGGAGGAUGUUCAGUUUAAGAAUGAUCUUUUAGUUCAACAGCAGAAAGAAGCAGGCCGGAACCUUCAGGAGAAUAACCAAAAGGAAGAGCUUCUACAGAAUCUGAUUUCAUCUUUUGAAGAGGAGAUUCUGAAGCUGAGAGAAUGUCAAGAUGAGAAGCAGAAACUCCUCAUCAGGGCUGAAGAGAAACUUGAAAUGCUCCAAACUGAGUUGGUUGCUGUCAAAACCCAAGCAGCUGAUAAAGACAACAGCCUCCAGGUCCUCAGGGCUGAGGUUUCCAGCCAUAGUAAUUUGGCUCAAAAUGCAAAUGAGGAGGCUCAAGUCAGUGCUAAAAUGCUGGUUGAGCAACAGGAUGAGAACGCCAAACAAACAAAUGCACUUAAGCUGGAUAUUCAGGUACUUCAAGGACAGUUGGAAGUAAUUUCUCUGCAACUUAUGGACAAAGAACAGCAAAUGCUUAAAACCCAACAAGAAUCUGCUAGGCUUAUAGAGAAACUUCAGCUGCAGGUUGUCUCACUCAAUGCAGAUUUGCAACAACACGAAAAUACACAAAUUGAAUCCUUCAAACAUUGGGAAGGACAGCAGGAUCAUCAGAAGGCUAUUACCAUUGAAAAUGAGACCCUUGUUCAGGAAAAUGAAGUCCUAUUGGCCAAGAUACUACAAGCGGAAAAGGACCAGAAGGCGCUGGAGAAACAAGUGAAUGUGCUGGUUCUGGAGAAGGAGAGACUUGUUCAGACCAAGCAGGCCACAGAGAGAGAGAACCUGGCCUCACUUAGGCUAGAACAAGUGCUCAAGCAAGAGCUUGAAUUAUUGAAGCUGGAAAAAGCUAGGCUCUUGAAAGAAAUGGAAACAAAUGAGAAGAGUGAGAGGCAUAAGAAAGAGCUGCAGGAGCAGCUGGCAGUUAAAAUGGAGGCUGUGGAACACUACAAAGCUCAGAUGGAAAAGGCAGUGAGUCACUACAAUGACAAGAAGCAGCUUCUCCAUGAAAGCCAAGAAGAGGUGGCUGAGUUUAAGCACUGCCUGGAAGUGAGAGAGCGGGAGGCGAAAGCCACUGGGAUGGAGCUCAAACUGCUUCAACUUGAAUUGGAAAAGGCUCAAAGCAAGGAAAAAAACAUGUUGAGCAAGCUGACCCGUUUGGAGACACAGGUGGCCUUUGCUGACCUAAACCUGCGGGCACACAACCGAAUCACUGGCCAUGAAGGAGACGUGUCUGAGUCAUGUUACUUGGAGGUUCCGGCCUCACACUCAAAUGUUCACAAUAAAGAGAAGAGAACCAUGAGCUCGGACAGUCUGGACCAAAGCUCCCUUGAAGACUCGCUGAACAACACAAGGAAGCUACCGGCAACUAAGGACUCAAGCACUCCGCUUGUUCGUAGUUCUGAGAGGCUGGCAGCCAAACGUUCUGGUCUGAGGACUGAGUCACUGGAAACACUUUACUUUACACCAAUAAAUACAAGACACAUCAACAGAACCAGCACAGAAAACAAAAUAGAAGUGGAUAACUCGUUCAUAAAUCCAUCAUCAUCUAUCAAAAGACGAAGGACCACACGGGUUAUAAACAUAACCAUGACAAAGAAAACUCCAGGCGCCGAUGAAGGUGAUGAGACAUUCUACAGCCUGGCUCCAGCACGCUCGCACCCCAACCUCUCCAGUGCCCACGGCGCACGUCCUGUGUCCAUGGAGCUUUUUGAAACGCCCGCUAAAAUGACCGGCGCUGCCAACGACCAGCUCAGCGGUCUUCCUGGGUAUAGGCGGAGUACGCUCCAUUCGCAGACUCCGAAUACUUUCUGCGUCGGGGCAGAGAACGAACCAGAUGGUGCGCCCGAUGACUGGAUGAGGAUUGCUGAGCUCCAGGCUAGGAACAAAGCAUGCCUUCCUCAUCUCAAGAGCAGUUAUCCUGUAGAGUUUGAGGCUGGUUGCAAGAGCACGUUCAUUUUCACUGAUGAAGAAGUCCGUACAGGUGAUCCAACGGAGACCAUUCGCCGGGCAUCUGUCAUGCCAGGCCAGCUGCAGGACUCUGUCGCUUCCCAUCGCCACUCCCUGGCGGCGGGACAGUUGAGUACCGCAGCCGGCACCCGUUCUCAGCGUCUGUCCUUGAUGGCAGGCCACGCGCCUAAAUCGGUCAGCUCCUCUCACGUGAGAAGCCCGAAAUACACAAAGCGGUCUGCGUCGAUGUUGUCUGUUCCUCAAACGUCAUCUGAGAAAAAAUUGAAGGCCAGCUGCUUCCCCCGCCCCCUCACUCCGAAAAACAAGAACAUCAACAACGGACCCUCCAGCUCUCAACUUCACCCUUCCCUCAGUCCAGCUGACCGCAGGCAGUCCAUGAUGUUCACCAUCGACAACACCCCUAAGAACAACAGCAGCAGUUAUCUGAAAAAAGGCCUCAAUAAGCUCCGUAGCUCCACACGGAAGUCACCGGGCAAAACCUCCAAGAGGUCUCCUGCAAAUGCCGUGCGCAAAGAAAACAAGUCUGCAGAAACAUCCCGCGCUGCGGUGGGUCGAGCGGGCAGGGUUGGCGGCUUCAAGUCACCUCGAGUGGUCUCUAAAGAGAACAGGAAGUCCCCUCAAACUGCAGGAAAGGCUGCAAAGUCUCCACGGUUGACUGCAAGCGCUCGCAAGAUGAUGAGGAGAAUGGUGUGAAUUUUUCAACACGAGAAUGUUCAUAUAACAUGUUAUUUUAGUUUUUGUUUUAAUUGCCUUUUCUUUUUUGGGGAUUGUCACACCACUA
Molecule: messenger RNA, 6259 nt
Organism: Phycodurus eques (leafy seadragon)
Lineage: Eukaryota; Metazoa; Chordata; Actinopteri; Syngnathiformes; Syngnathidae
Gene: numa1
Product: nuclear mitotic apparatus protein 1
Exons: 24
Coding region: 172-6171 (1999 amino acids)
Biological process (GO): establishment of mitotic spindle orientation
Cellular component (GO): spindle pole; centrosome; spindle microtubule
Molecular function (GO): microtubule binding
Source: RefSeq, a predicted model, not a curated record